AUUUAAUGUGAGUCAUUCGAAAAUAUCUCUGAAUAUAAUCUCUCAAUGCGCCUCUGCAGGUCCUUCAACCCCUGCAUCUCAUCCCAUACAAUACUACUACAAUUCCAACCCCGAUAUCAGCUCCAACUGCCACUCAGCUUCCCACGACUUUACCACCACCACCACCACCACCACCACCAUAAAACCAUGUCCAACCCACGACCAAACCCAAAUCCAAAGAAAGAAAAACGCCCUCCACUCACCCACUUCCUCUGCCUCCCCCUCAUCAACGCCAUCUCCCUCCCACAACUCGAAUCCUCCCUCGCAACCUUUAAAGCCUCAAUCCCAACUUUCCAACCUCCACAAGACCAACACCAGCACCAACAUGAACACCACCAACACCAACCCCAACCCCUCAUCCCCCCCUCCGCCCACCGCCCCGUCGGCACUCUCCACCUCACCCUCGGCGUAAUGAGCCUCCCCACUCCCGACCGUCUCUCCCAAGCAAUCCGCUUCCUGCACUCCCUCGACCUAGAAGCCAUGCUUCGCGAAACCCCACAAUCAGAAGCAGCACCAGCACCAGCAGCACCAGAAGCAACCGCAUCUCCCUUCCUCAUAUCCCUAGAAUCCCUACACGCUAUUCCCCGCGCCAAGGCAGCAACGGUUCUGCAUGCCGCGCCGGUGGAUCCUACGAACCGCCUGUAUCCGUUUUGUGUGAGGUUGAGGGAUAGGUUUCUGGAGGAAGGGUUUUUGGUAGGGGAUAAGCCAGCGCCGGCGCCCGUGCCGGCGGAGGGCGGAGGGGAAGGAAGUGGUGGGGUGGAUAUAGGUGGUGAGGAGCAGCAGAGGCAGAUGGAUUUAGCUGAGGAUAGUGCAAGGGAGGGUGGGAUGAUGGUGCCUGCGCCGACAUCUGCAACUUCAGCUGCGCCUGUGGAAUCUAAGCCCAAGGUACGGCCAUUGUUACUGCAUGCUACAAUUGUGAACACUAUCUAUGCGAAGGGGAAAGGUGGUGGUCAUGGUGGUCGGGGAGACAGAGGUGGUAGGGGAGGGGAUGGCAAGGGCGAUAAGAGGAAGAGGCAGUAUACCUUUGAUGCGAGAGAGAUUCUUGCUAGGUAUCGUGAUUAUACGUCUCCUGGGGAGAGUGUCGAGAGUACUGAGACUGUUCCUGAUGCCGCAGUUCCUGAUAAUGAAGGCUCAGGGUCAGAGGGUGAGGGUAGUCUUUCCAAACGGAAAGGCACACCCUUCGUCUGGGCGAGGGACUUCCCCAUCGAGUCGGUAUGUAUCUGUGAAAUGGGGGCCAAGAAGCUCGUACCCGACCUCAAUGGCAAGGACGAGGGCAUGAAUGCACGACUAGGGGAGAAAUAUCGCGUCGUAGCGGAGAAGAGUCUGCUGUUCGGUCCGUGAUAUCUUUAAUAUCAAGUUGGCUAAAAGAGCAGCAGCAGCAUGUACAUACAUAGUCUACAACCAGGGUGUAACG
Aspergillus welwitschiae is the source of this 1453-nucleotide messenger RNA. RefSeq lists its product as uncharacterized. Gene Ontology annotation, biological process: DNA alkylation repair; regulation of DNA-templated transcription. Lineage: Eukaryota; Fungi; Ascomycota; Eurotiomycetes; Eurotiales; Aspergillaceae. The record is from RefSeq and is a predicted model, not a curated record. The transcript has a single exon. Bases 46 to 1380 code for a protein of 444 amino acids. Gene Ontology annotation, cellular component: nucleus.